Vespa crabro (European hornet) is the source of this 3726-nucleotide messenger RNA. RefSeq lists its product as uncharacterized. The transcript is spliced from 6 exons. The coding region runs from base 477 to 1010 and encodes 177 amino acids. NCBI's taxonomy places the organism in Eukaryota, Metazoa, Arthropoda, Insecta, Hymenoptera, Vespidae. The record is from RefSeq and is a predicted model, not a curated record.
UUCGAGGCGGACCUCAGUCGGCCGCGAGUCCUCGGACGGUGAGACUCGUUGUUUUUCUGUAUUCGUAAAUCUUCGUUUACGACCGUCGUUCUCGUUGGCUGAGAUAACACAGGCAUACGGAGAAUAAAGAAAAGAUAGUCUUUCCAAGUCUCGAUCGUCUUCGUUGUGUCUUCGUUUCAAUACUCCAUCGUCGGUCGUCGGUUAUCGUCGUCGUCGUCGUCGUCGUCGUCGUCGUCGUCCUCGUCGUCGUCGUCUUCUUCGUCGUUGUCGUCGUCAAAGUAUCGAGGUCGAGAGACAUUUAUCCACUAAGGGAUAAUCGAGAGUCGCGGUAUAUCGGACGGCGGAAGGAUGUGAGAGGACUAUAUGGGUGAACACCAAACGGGCAGAGCAGAUCCGUCGAAAUCACGAACACGUGGCGAGACGUGAAGCGGGCGUUGAGCCUGCUGUGCAUAAAGAAAUUCUUCGGGAGUGCGACGAUGCUGGAGGCUCCACCCGGAAGUCGCGAAGAUCUCGUGGAAGCAGCGAGAACUCCAUGUACGCCUACAGAUCUGGACACGAUGUUGUACGGAUACACAAACAGCAUAUACGUGCUGGACCACACUCCGGAGUCCUUGCCGGACAUGGAUAUGCUGCAGCUAUUUGCAUCGCCAGCAGGACGAGCACUUCUAAGUAAUGACAAUCGACCGAGAGGAUCGACGACGACCUCCUCCUUGUCUCGAGAAUCCUCCUCGAGGCUGAAGAGCGGCAGAAGACCAUCUGGCACCGGUACAGUUAGCGCGCCUACUUCGCCGCCGAGGCAACGAAAGUCAAGCGCUGAGCUUUACAAGGAGGCCGUAGAAAUUCUUGGACUUACCUGUUCUCUGACCGACAGUUGCCGAUGCAUUGACUGUCAGAGUAAUUAUUUCGACUGCGACGACGAUUGCGGCGAUGCUAGAACGGAAUUGGCCGCGGGUACUCCCAUACUGCUAGAUCACGCUAUGUCGCAUCCGUUGACAUGUUCCAUACAGUAGCAGGCCAAGCGGAUGGAAGCUGCAUCGGAGAUGAAGCCGCAUCGUCGACCCUCUUAUUAACUCAGCCUGCCACGCAUCGAAAACUUAUCGGAAGGAUUUUCCUUCGAAAAGAAAAAACUAAUCCUACGGGGCCGAUCGUACGCCGAAUAGACGAUUACAAGAAUAAGCGAAAGAUCUUAUUAGGUGUUAUAAAAACAAAAAAAUUGAAGGAGGAAAAGCGACUUUCCUAAAGAUUAAGGACUUCUGUAAAGAGAAAGGAAAAUAAAGAAUAUAUGCACAUGUGGUAGAGAAAUACGUAUACGUGCGAGUAGAAUCGAUUCGUCGAAUUCGUCGAAAGAAAAACGAAAAAGUAAAGCUUUCCCUCCUUCGUAAGGUCGUCUUCGAUCGUAACCGAGUUAUCUCGCAACCCGUCUUUCGGUAGUUAGUCCUGUCGAGUUUCUACAUCUCUUUUCACUAUUUUCAGCUCGAAUUAUCUUUCUCGAAUGAUAUCAGAUCGGGUCUACGCACGUGUGUGUACUAUUUGAAAAAUUCUUAAACAAGGAGGCACGUUGAUCGACGAUUAUCGGAGAUUAGGAAGACGAAUAAAGGGACGCUAAUGGCAAACUACGCCAAACUAUCGAUAGAAGGAAGAUUAAGGACGAAAGUCGAGAUAGCGUUGAUCGAGUUAAUCCACGUACGGUGUCGGAGAAAAUUAUAUUGAUACGCUCGUUCGUAUAUAGAUAGAUAUUAUAUUUACUACUCGUUUUAUUAUCAUCAUCAUCAUCAUCAUCAUCAUCAUCAUUAUUAAAUUGUUAUUAUUACAAAUUAUUUAAGUCUAGCGGAAUAAAAUAUAUCGUUGAAUCGUACCCUCAAAUUUAAACUAAACAUAAUAUUACCGACGAGAAAAAUCCGUAUUACGUGAAAAUUCGAGUACGGACUUUCUCGCCACCUCCCUCCCCUCUCCCGCGAUUUCGCCUUCUUUCGACUAACGAGGAGUACCAAGGUCUGCACAUUACGUAGAUCGCAAUGAUAAUGAUAUAUAUAUAUAUAUAUAUAUAUAUAUAUAUAUAUAUAUAUAUAUAUACAUGUGCGCGUGUGUGUGUAUACAUAUAUGUAUAUGUAUAUAUAUGACGUACCUACAAUAUAAACGAAGUUAGGCCUGAGAGUUAAUUAUGCGUUCAUUUGUUUCGAGAAUGUAGCGAUAUGCGUAAUGGGUAAAGGAAUGGCGAAGGUGGCUAGUCGACAAGAAAGCUCGACGCUUUCGACGUGACGGAUUUAAUGAUUAUGAUGGAACGAAAAUGUGACGGUUGAAUUUAUUAUCGUACGAAAAAGGGUUUUUUUAGUGCCAAACAAGAUUUUGCACGUAGUACGCGUGCGACGUUCGUAAGGUAAACAGCUUACGAAUUAUGUGUACCUACCUUGUUGCUAAGCUUGCCAGAUUAUUAAAUGAAUACUUAAAUAAUGAAUGAAUAAAUAAAUAAAUAAAUUAAUAAAUAAAUAUAAAUAUAUAUAUAUAUAUAUGUAUAUGUGUGUGUGCGUGUGUGUGUGUACAUAUAUAUAUAUAUAUGCACAUAUAUAUAUAUAUAUAAAUAUACAUACGUACGUGCAUGUGCGCGCGUGUAGGUACGGGUCGAUCGUACGAGAUAUACCGUGAAGUUUUGAGCGCUCUAAUCGAGUUUUCUAUGUACACCUCGAGUUACAAACCGAAGCCUUUCUCCGACUACAUUUACAGGAUUUCGUACUUGCGUACGAGCGUAGACGUAUACAUCGUUAAAAGUACAUAUAAAAGCAAAAGACGAUCCAUCAUUUUUCCUGUGUUUGACGAGAGAGCGGAAACAAGAAGAUAACGUUGUCAUAUGUCGUUACGUUCUUUUUCUUUUUUUUACAACGAGACAACUACCGAGUUACCCGAGCCUCUUGGCAACAAGAUUUCUCGAGGAUAUCUUAUAAUGGGACGCUGACUGCCAGCAGCGAAUUAUCGUACAAUUUACAAGAUUUCGAUUUCGAUUUCGAUUUCGAUCUCGAUUAAAUGCGUCUUCCUUUAUCCAAGCGUUCGCGCAUAUUCUAAUCGUUUGCGACUUGUUCGCUCUCGUACGUAUGUAAUGUAUAUCCAACGAUCUUCCAAGUCGUCGUUUUAUAACGCGCGAAAUUAUUCGAUCUCAUCGAGAUAUCAUCCGAUUUCUAAAUCUGCGAUUGCCACGAUGGAAUCUAAUUAGAAUAGGAAGCUUUAAACAUUUCAAUGUUUCCGAGAAACAAACUGUCAAAGACAAGGGACGUUUUACUUUUCGAAAUCGUUCAAUCGUUAAUUAUACGCUAUAUCCGAUUAGAUACUCAUCGUUCGUUCUCUUCUCGAUAUGUCUACGUGUUACUGCCUUUUUUACUCGCGAACGAGAACCUAUCGAUUUCUUAUCGCGUAGAAACGAUCGAUCGUAAAUCGAUCGAUUUGCGAUUUAGCGCACGACGAUUAGCAUCGGAUCGGCAACAUUCAUUUUCUCAUCCGCGAAAGUACAUUAGCGAAAUCAACAAUAAGUCCUCCAUCCUCCGAGCGAGAAGCAUUUAAUAAUCGAAGAUAAUUCGAAGGCGCGACAGAUAUCGAGCUCUCUGUCUUUUAAUCAUUUUAUAGCGACACGAUUACGAAUAAACCAAAACGCAUUCCUGUAAACUGCGAUGGCGUACUCUUGGAUAUGGCUAAUAUUCAAAUAUAGCAUAAUAAAGUAUAGCUCGAUUUUCGUUUUAA